GGGGGGUACUUUUUCUGCGGCGCCGCCUGGCGGAGAAUUUUCCUUGAAUUGGGACACUGCACCCUAGUUAUAUAAGAAUCGUCACGAUGCGGUCGUCAUUAAGUCUGGUUCCCAGAACGGACUCAUGCUGGACACUGGCAGCUCAUAGGGCAAGGAACCAUACCACGUUCCCGGCGCAUCUCGUGCAUACGUGGCACACACGCGCAGCUUUUGAAUCGUCUUGAACUAGUAAAACCCUAAUAGUAACAUCGGUCAGUCAGAGAUAUGGCUUCGACCAUAAAAUUUGCCUUUGUGAGGUACUUAAAGGACAACGAGAAGGACAUUGUUCCUAUACAUUACAUCAAGAACUUCAGACUAACUGCAGCGAAGGACUUUGACUCAGCGAAAGCGUAUUUAGUACAGUGGCGUGGUGACGUGGCAAGCCCUGUGUAGCAGCAGUGACGAGGACGUGUACAUGUACUACAAGGCUCAGAUACUGAUGCUUGGAGCUACCCGACAGGAACUUGAACAGAAGAAAAAAGCCUCCCGAGUUAGAAUCCCAAAGGUGUUGGACACAAGUGUGGAAAGUUCUUCCUCUGAGGAUGAAUGUGAAGUCAUUCAAAAGGAAACAGCAAAGAUCCGUAAAGAGGCACAGAGAAGUAUGGAAGCUGCCAAGCAAAGAAGCCUUAAGUCAAUGAUCAAACAAAAGCUGGAAAAAAAGAAGGCAUCACCAGUGUUUGAAUCAGUGAAUCAUGCAGUGCAGGAGGUGGCUCAGUCAUGCCAGAGUAAGGACUGUGCAUCAAAGUUGCACAGCAUGAAGCGCCGUUGUAUGGAUGCGGAGGCCACCAUUGCUAAACUGGAAGCUGAGACUAAGCGGGCCCGCACUGAAGCAGCAGAAUAUCAAAAACUAAACAAACAACUGCAAACUCAGCUGUUGGAAGCAUUGAGAGGAAAAACAGACGACAAUGUUAAGAAAUCCACUCCAGAACCACUAGAAACUGAGGUUUGCAGUGUGGAUGACAUGCCAGCUAAAGAAGGCCCAAGCUACGUUGAAGAAGACGGAAAGAUCUCUCUGGGAGCAGGUAUUUCACUGACGAGUCGUCAGUGGAAUGCCGUCAAUAGCCAAAACAAGAACUCCUUGUUUGUCAAGGGCCUUGCAGUGGCGGUAUGGGGGACCAAUGUCCUGAAAGAUAGGUCAGUGGAGGGCAAACUUUGUCCCCGAUUUAGCCAGCGAGAGGCCAAAGCGCCUCUAAGCCCAGAGAAAUUGAAGGCUGUGAAAGAGUGCUUCAUGAAUCGCCUUCAGCGUCAGAAGGUUAGUAAAGAAGAAAUGGAGAUGGAAAAUAAGAAGUUUAAGAGGUAUCUCUCUGAAAAGAUACAAGAUAUCAAUAGAUUAAUGAAAAAGCAGGCAAAACAGUAAUUACACCAUAACACCUGCCUGCAUACAUUAAAGACGUUCUGUCAGUGCUCAGGUCGGGAAUCGAUUUCUUUUACCAAACGAAUAUUUGGAGAUUAUGUAGUUUAUUAACAAAUGACAAAAAAAAAGAACACUGUUAUGUAAUUUAUUACAAAUUUACAAAAGCAACAAACUCAAUUUUCGUUAGGUGUGCGCUUUAACCACCAAAAUUUAGUUCAAAUUCUGUGUGUUAAUUAUUUUCAUAUACAUGUACUUGUAUAAGUAGGUUAGAAUGUCUGGACGUUGAUAAUGACCCCCACCUUUGCCUCAGAUCAGCGUCCAGACUCCAGCAGUCUUAAUUAGUGUUUAAUAAAAAUGGCAAACCACAGGUGUGAACCACUCUGUGAAAACGAGUCUGAUAUCCCAUACUUUCAGUCGAUGUUUUUGCCAUUUUAAGUGGAUGGAGUGAAAAUUUAGUCAAAGUUUGGGUUUUGUGUUUUUAUUUAAUUUUGGUUGCUUUUUUAUUUUGUUUACAUUUUGUCAUAACAAAAUCAGUAUUUUGGGUUGUGUUUCUAGGUUAUCUGCAUUACAUUUGUCAUUUUUCAAACCCCUUUUCUCCAUUGAGAUAUUUCAUACAAGAAGUGCACAGAAUGAAACUAGCACAGCAAUGCAACCAGAUAUCCCAGAGAGGUCCAUGAUAUAUACCAAAUAACAGUGUUGCAUUCUCUUUUCGUUAAUGUAGCUAACGCAAAACUUCAGUUCACAGAACGGGCCACGUAUUAUUUCCUUUGUAACGACAAAAGCACAGUAUUUUUACUUUGUUUUAUAUUGCUUGAUUCCCAUUCUUUGCCAGACUCAAUGUGUGUCAUUGUAACCCAUAUUUUAUAAUUUAAGAAGACAAUAUUUUUGCAUUCACUGUGGUUAUUGCUAUUGUUUGUGAAAGUAAUUUUACAGGAAUCACCUUCUUUAGAACUUGCCAUUUAUUUAAUUGCAUUUAUUUAAGCCAA
This is a messenger RNA of Acanthaster planci (crown-of-thorns starfish), 2379 nucleotides long. RefSeq names its product BEN domain-containing protein 5-like. Gene Ontology annotation, biological process: negative regulation of DNA-templated transcription. Lineage: Eukaryota; Metazoa; Echinodermata; Asteroidea; Valvatida; Acanthasteridae. Gene Ontology annotation, molecular function: DNA binding. The record is from RefSeq and is a predicted model, not a curated record.